AAUAAUCCCUUUUCCCUCGUUCCGCAGCCAAACGUUCCUCAUCUAAUCCCUUCUCCUCUUCAAAUCUAAAAACCCUAUCACCAAAAACACAUACCCUCCCUCUCUAUUCUCAAUUUCUCAUUCAUUUUUAUCCACACGCUCAUACCUUACCCUAAUCAUAUUUAUCAUUAUAUUCUUCCUUCUUUCUCUCUCAUUUUUUAUUCUUCAAUUCAUUUUAUUCCCUUCAACACUCCACUUCCACCGUCACCGUCAAAACCUUAUUCCUUUCUCCGACGACCUAAAUGGCCAUUCCCUACCCCCAUUUCAUCUCCUCCGAGAAAGCCGCCAUUGAAGCCGGACUUCUCAUACCUUCUUCACCCUCUUCCUCCGUCUCCGUCAUCCUCACCCAAGACGAUUUAAAGAAAAUCGCCGCUUACAAAGCCGUCGAAUAUGUCGAAUCCGGCAUGGUCCUCGGCCUCGGAACCGGCUCAACUGCCAAACACGCCGUCGACCGUAUCGCCGAGCUUCUCCGUCAAGGAAAACUCAAAAACAUCGUCGGUAUACCCACUUCAAUGAAAACACACGAACAAGCCGUGUCGCUAGGGAUUCCCCUCUCCGAUCUCGAUUCUCACCCUGUAAUUGAUCUCGCCAUUGACGGUGCUGAUGAAGUUGAUCCUUAUCUCAACUUGGUUAAAGGACGCGGUGGGUCCCUUCUAAGAGAAAAAAUGGUGGAAAGUGUUUGCAAGAAAUUCGUUGUUAUCGUUGAUGAGUCAAAAUUGGUUAACUAUUUGGGUGGCAGUGGUUUAGCUAUGCCUGUUGAAAUUAUUAGGUUUUGUUGGAAAUUCACUGCUGUUAGGCUUCAAAAACUGUUUCAGGAAUCUGGUUGUGUUGCAAAGUUAAGAACUUUUGGUGAAAAGGAAGAACCUUUUGUUACUGAUAAUGGGAACUAUAUUGUUGAUUUGUAUUUCGAGAAGAGUAUUGGUGAUUUGAAGGUUGCAAGUGAUGCAAUUCUGCAUAUUGCUGGUGUUGUGGAGCAUGGAAUGUUUUUGGAUAUGGCUACUACUGUUAUUGUUGCAGGUGAACUUGGGUUAACAGUGAAGAAUAAGUAGUUGAGAAUUCAGACCAGAUGUUUAGGAGAAGAAGAAUAAUUUUAGGAGGGUUGAAGGUAAUUUAAUUGGUCAAGGUUGAUAAUUUCAAAUGGGAUUCUAACACUCUAUAUUUUAUGGAGGUGUAGUAGUAUGAUAGAUUUUUAUUUAGUGAAUCGAUUAGGAGAGUUGGUUCAUGUUUUUUUAUUUAUUAUCUGCUAGUUUAAUUUUGUAUUUUGACUUGAUUUGAGCAAGAAGAAAAUUGAGUCUUGUUGAAAAGCUGAAUAUUAAGCUUGCAUAAGGGCUCUUGUGUGGUAUAAUGAAUUAGUUGUCCACACAGUUUCUUGUUGAAUUGAUGAUGUUUAACAUUAUUGAACUUUAUCUAAUUCAAAUUUUGCUUGUUUUUCCCC
Cicer arietinum (chickpea) is the source of this 1474-nucleotide messenger RNA. RefSeq names its product probable ribose-5-phosphate isomerase 2. The record is from RefSeq and is a predicted model, not a curated record. Gene Ontology annotation, biological process: pentose-phosphate shunt, non-oxidative branch. Lineage: Eukaryota; Viridiplantae; Streptophyta; Magnoliopsida; Fabales; Fabaceae. Gene Ontology annotation, molecular function: ribose-5-phosphate isomerase activity.